AUGGAUCACAUAGCUUUGAUGUUUGAGCAAGAGGGUUGCAACAAAGAUGAUUGGACCUUCAUCAGUGACAGGAUGAAGGGAGUUGACUUGGCAAUGAGAGAUACUUUUCCUAGAGCUACUAGGAGAGUUUGCUGCCAACACUUGUACAUGAAUUGCAAAAACAAUGGAUUUAGUGGAUCUGCUUUCUUCAAACUGUUUUGGAUAGCUGCAAAUGCACACAAUGAGUAUGUGUAUGGUAAAGCAUUAGAGAAGAUCACUGCUCAUGAUCCAAAUGCUGCUGCAUACUUGGACACAUGCCAGGAGCAGUGGUCCAGAGACAUGCCUGUAUUCUCAUUGUUGGAAGCAAUCAGAAAGUGGUGUAUGGAGAGGGUUGGGGCAAGAUUUGACAUGGCAAUUGAUAUGGAGGAUGCCUGUGGUGGGGGGGAAUUUGAGGUCAGAGAUGCACAUGUGAACUUCCCCAUCAGGUUAUCAACUAGAAGCUGUGGGUGUGGGAAGUGGCAAAUUUCUGGAAUCCCCUGCAAGCAUGCACUCAGGGUGAUUUAUGACCAAAGGCUGAACCCCAUUGAUUUUGUCUCCCCAUUCUUCAAGUCUGCUGCAUACAAGCUUACAUAUGCAGACCAUAUUCACCCCAUGUCAGACCCAACACAGUGGCCUAACUUUUCUCUCCCUACCAUUCAGCCUCCAGUCAUCAAAAGACAAGCUGGCAGACCUGCUAAGAAGAGAAAGAGAGGACCAAAUGAACCCAGGAAGGGGAAGAGGAACAACAAUGUGAAAUGUGGAAAGUGCAGGGAGUUUGGUCAUAACUCAAGGACAUGUAAGAAUGGAGGACCAAGCACUGGACCAAGCACUUCAGCAGCAGCAGGAGCAAGUACAUCACAAGGGGGUCCAAGGGGGAGGAAAAGAGCAAACACAGCAACUUAA
Molecule: messenger RNA, 921 nt
Organism: Spinacia oleracea (spinach)
Lineage: Eukaryota; Viridiplantae; Streptophyta; Magnoliopsida; Caryophyllales; Amaranthaceae
Exons: 5
Coding region: 1-921 (306 amino acids)
Biological process (GO): DNA transposition
Molecular function (GO): zinc ion binding; DNA binding; transposase activity
Source: RefSeq, a predicted model, not a curated record